AUGAAGUGGUUACUCCUUGCUCUCUUGAUGUCAUUUCUAACCUGCUUCUCACUUCACAGGGUUCCUUUGUUUCAUGGAAAAUCUGCCCGUGACAUUCUUCAGGAGAAGGGAUUGUUGGAAAAAUUCCUGAAGGAUCAUCCAUAUGAUCCCUGCAUGAAGUUUGAAGGAGCUUGUCAGAUUGGAUCCCUGGAAUCCACAGAACCAAUGAUCAACUACUUGGAUCUGUCAUACUUUGGAGCGAUCAGCCUUGGCAACCCUCCACAGAGCUUCACCGUCAUCUUUGACACCGGCUCAUCCAACCUCUGGGUCCCCUCCAUCUAUUGUAGCCAGAAGCCAUGCAUGAUUCACCACAGAUUCAAUCCAUCCCAGUCUUCAACCUUCCACACCAAUGAUCAGUAUGUGUCCAUCCAGUAUGGGACUGGAAGCAUGACUGGAAUUUUGGGAUAUGACACCCUGAGACUUUCUAACAUCGUGGUCCAAGGACAAGAGUUUGGUUUAAGUUUAACUGAACCCGGCGGUUUCUUUUCCUACUGUAAAUUCGAUGGUAUUUUGGGCAUGGGCUAUCCAUCACUUGCGGCAGCUGGAGCCACGACUGUGUUCCAGAACAUGAUGUCUCAGAAUCUCAUUCCGGAGUCACUCUUUUCUGUCUACUUAUCAAGAACGACUGGUGCGACUGGAAGUGAAAUCAUAUUCGGUGGAGUUGACUCAAGCCACUUCACAGGCCCAAUUAACUGGGUCCCUGUCACUCAUGAAGCUUAUUGGCAAAUCGAGAUCCAGAGUGUGACGAUCAACGGCCAGGUUGUGGCCUGCAGUGAGGGUUGCCCUGCCAUCGUUGAUACUGGUACUUCUCUCCUCGUUGGUCCCAGCACACCCAUCAACAACAUUCAGCAGGGCAUUGGAGCAACUCUGGGUUAUUAUGGCCAGUACACCAUAAACUGUAACGAUAUGAGCAGCAUGCCUGAUGUGGUCUUCACAAUCAAUGGAUAUGACUUCCCUCUUCCUGCCUCAGCCUACACUCUGGAGGUUAGCUGCUCCAGUGGAUUUGGUAUCACUGGUGGAAACCUCUGGAUCCUGGGAGAUGUCUUCAUUAGAGAAUAUUACUCCAUCUUCGACGUAGGAAACAACCGCGUUGGAUUGGCUAAGGCUAUUUAA
Pristis pectinata (smalltooth sawfish) is the source of this 1152-nucleotide messenger RNA. RefSeq names its product pepsin A-like. NCBI's taxonomy places the organism in Eukaryota, Metazoa, Chordata, Chondrichthyes, Rhinopristiformes, Pristidae. Gene Ontology annotation, biological process: proteolysis. Bases 1 to 1152 code for a protein of 383 amino acids. The record is from RefSeq and is a predicted model, not a curated record. Gene Ontology annotation, molecular function: aspartic-type endopeptidase activity. The transcript has 9 exons.